AUGCAGUCUCCCUCAGUUGCGGUGCAGGGUCAACUGAGGACACCUCCCGCAUGUUUGGUGUGCGUGUUGUCACAUACCAUUACGGUGGGGCACCCGGUUCUACGCGCCUCCUGCGCUGGGUCUCUAGGUGAGCGCUUCACGCAGAGGAUUCAUGGUCCAGUCUUCUCGAGCCUCUCCUUUUCCUCUCCUCCUGAGUUGCCUUGGCUCAUGUUUUCCUGGUGUCCAUACAGUGUGGUCCAUUUAGUGGCCAUCAGUUAA
Knipowitschia caucasica is the source of this 258-nucleotide messenger RNA. NCBI's taxonomy places the organism in Eukaryota, Metazoa, Chordata, Actinopteri, Gobiiformes, Gobiidae. The record is from the annotation of a GenBank genome assembly.